UCGGUUUUCUAAGCAUUCGCUCCCUCUCUUUCAUCAUCCACUAUUUCUCUCCGUUUUCUGGUCCAGCCGGAAAACUUCUCCCGUUCGCCGGAAAACCGCUUUUGUUUUCGGCGUCCCUUUUUUGGCGUUUCCAGAGGAAGCUGAUUUCGGUCUUCUUAUUCUCGCGUCGGCAUUCUCUCUCAAUUUGCUUUUGUUGCUUCUACGAGGCGUUGGAUCUCUCUGUCACGCGGUUUUAGCGUUCUAUUCGACGUUCUUCGAGAAUGUGGCGAGCCUGGUUGUUCUUCGAGGCUCGCGCUUAAUCUGCAUCAUUCUGGAUCGUUGUUUAGGGUUUAGAUUCGGAUUUUUAUCGUGAUUGCUUUUUCUGGCUGUUCUGUGCACAAGUUAACGAAGACGGAGGCCUACAGGGAGCGACUUCGUAAUGAAAUGGUGGAAAGAAGAGUGACUUUAUCUAAGGAAGUUAGGAAUGGGUUAGAAUUUUUGAAGCGUAAAAGGCUUCAGCGUGCACAAUCUGUCACUGCUACCCAAACAAAUAUUGCUAACAUGAUGAACAGAAGUGGAGGAGAUGCUUUAAGAGACUCAGCAUCAUGUGGCAUGAGAUUGCAUGGCAAUGCUGAUGUCUUUUCCAAACGAAAGGUGGAUAAGUUUGAUACAAAUGACCUGGACUGGACUGAAACAAUUCCAGAGUGUCCUGUGUAUUCUCCAACAAAGGAGGAAUUUGAGGAUCCUUUGGUUUAUUUGCAAAAGAUAGCUCCAGAAGCUUCUAAAUAUGGUAUAUGCAAGAUUAUCUCUCCUUUGAGCGCUUCAGUACCUGCUGGGGUUGUAUUAAUGAAGGAGAAAGCAGGUUUCAAGUUUACAACUAGAGUGCAGCCUCUUCGCCUUGCUGAAUGGGAUUCUGAAGACAAAGUCACGUUUUUUAUGAGUGGAAGAAAUUAUACAUUUCGUGAUUUUGAGAAAAUGGCAAACAAAGUAUUUGCUAGAAGAUAUUGCAGUGCUGGAUGCCUUCCUGCCACAUACUUGGAAAAAGAGUUUUGGAAUGAAAUUGGUUGUGGGAAGAUGGAAAGUGUUGAAUAUGCAUGUGAUGUUGAUGGCAGUGCCUUUUCAUCUUCUCCCACUGACCAGCUUGGGAACAGCAAAUGGAAUUUGAAGAAACUAUCAAGGUUGCCCAAAUCAAGUUUACGGCUCUUGGAAACAUUAAUUCCGGGAGUAACCGAGCCCAUGUUGUACAUUGGAAUGCUGUUCAGCAUGUUUGCUUGGCAUGUGGAAGAUCAUUAUUUGUACAGCAUUAAUUAUCAUCACUGUGGCGCAUCCAAAACAUGGUACGGUAUUCCAGGUCAUGCAGCUUUGGAAUUUGAAAGGGUGGUGAGAGAACAUGUGUACACUAAUGAUAUUUUGUCAAGUGAUGGGGAAGAUGGUGCAUUUGAUGUUCUUCUGGGGAAAACAACUCUAUUUCCACCAAAUAUUUUGUUAGAGCAUGAAGUUCCUGUCUACAAGGCCGUUCAAAAGCCUGGGGAGUUUAUAAUAACUUUCCCUAGAGCAUAUCAUGCUGGCUUCAGUCAUGGUUUCAAUUGUGGAGAAGCAGUGAAUUUUGCAAUUGGUGAUUGGUUUCCGUUAGGGGCUAUUGCUAGCAGAAGAUAUGCACUUCUUAACAGGGUUCCUUUACUGCCCCAUGAAGAACUUCUAUGCAAAGAAGCAAUGCUUCUCCGUACAUGCUUGGAACUUGAAGAUUCGGAUUUUCCCUCUUCAGACUCUCUUUCUCAUAAUAGCAUUAAGAUUUCAUUUGUUAACUUGAUGCGAUUCCAGCAUUGCGCGCGAUGGUUUCUAACGAAAUCAAGGGCUUGUAUAAGCGUCUCUUCUCAUUCCCAUGGCACAAUUCUCUGUAGCCUUUGCAAACGUGACUGUUACGUAGCUUAUGUUGAUUGCAACUGUCAUAUGCAUCCUGUAUGCCUACGUCACGAUGUUGAUUCUCUUGACUUCACCUGUGGGAGCAAACACACACUUUAUUUGAGGGAGGAUAUUAUGGAUAUGGAAGCCGCAGCCAAGAUGUUUGAGCAGGAAGAUGGGAUAUCACAUGAGAUAAGGAAGCAAACCAAUAGUGGUCAAAACAUGUAUGCAUAUCCUUUGUCAAAUAUGUUUCAGAGAGCCGAGGCAAAUGGAUACAUUCCUUAUUGUGAGCUAAAACUUGAUUCUGUUGUUGAAUUUUAUACAACUCCAGAGCACUCAACAAAUAAUCAAGAAUACAGUACACAGAAUCAAUCUGUCUUUGUACAUUGCUCUGAAAAUCAAAUACCAUUGGUGUCUGACGUUUCCUUUUCUUCAGCCACAUCCACUCUUUCUGAAUCCCUUGAGAGCUUCUCUACUCCCAAAAAUGCUGAAGGGCAUACAAAUAUCAAUUUAGGAGGAGGUAUUGUUGAUUUUGAGGAUUUUGGUGAAAGAAUACCCAACAGUGCAUGUGAAUCUUCGUUAUCCCCUGCUGUGUGCCAUGAAAGCUCGAUUAAACCACAGAGUGUUGUUCAGAGAGUUGAUACAAAGCCCAUCGCGGACGAGAGUGAUUCUGAUUCAGAGAUGUUUAGGGUAAAGCGCCCUUCUUCUCUGAAAGCAGAGAGGAGAAAUAUGAAUGAUGUCACGUCUUCAAAGCAGACUGAGCAGCAGGGACUAAAACGGCUGAAGAAAGUCCUUCCUGAAGGAAGGAGUGAUCAACCAAUGGAUUUCAGAACUCAGGAGUUAAGUUACAAACAUGUUAGCCAUAAAAGUCGUGUUCAAGUCUCCUCCAGGGACAGAUUUGCAAGGGGUAAUGGCAUUCCCAUUUCGAUAAGAUAUAAGAAGUUAGGAAACGAGGAAAUAAGUAUGCAACGAGAUCACCACCAACACCGGAAAGAUAGGUUCUUGCAGCAACAGACAUUUAGGGAACCGCCUUCCAUUGAGAUUGAGCCAAAGCGCCUUAAAGUCCGAGGCCCUUCGUUUUUAGGCUUAGAGAGCAGAUUGAAUUGAUGUUUCAAGUUGGCUCGAAAGGAUUGUGAAACGCGAUCAAGAGUCUGAAUUUGCUAACUUCAUUUAGCUUAUGGGCUUUCUAACAAUACACUAAAUCCAAAUGAUUGAUUAAGGGAGGAAGCAGCGGCAAGAUAUUAACGUAUUAGGAUAUGAAAAUUACAUUCUUUGUGCAGGCCAACAUUUGGAAUCUGCACGGGUGGUGAUCCUUUGGGUUCUCACGCCGAGGUGUUUUUCCAACUUUGGUUGGUGAACCUGACUUGCAAAGUUAGGACUUAGAAAUCGGGUUAGCGACAUUUAUUUCCAUGUAAAUUUGUAUUUUUCUUCUCACCUGUUGUUUAGGUCUUGUUAGGAACGUGGUCUCCAUUGUUUUCUCAUUAAAUU
Molecule: messenger RNA, 3369 nt
Organism: Vigna umbellata (rice bean)
Lineage: Eukaryota; Viridiplantae; Streptophyta; Magnoliopsida; Fabales; Fabaceae
Source: RefSeq, a predicted model, not a curated record